Messenger RNA from Zea mays, 1652 nucleotides. Its product is annotated as R2R3 Myb transcription factor MYB-IF35. The transcript has 3 exons. Bases 210 to 1274 code for a protein of 354 amino acids. The record is from RefSeq and is a predicted model, not a curated record. Lineage: Eukaryota; Viridiplantae; Streptophyta; Magnoliopsida; Poales; Poaceae.
AAGGUAGUAUAUGCACGGCACGGACGACACCAGCAGCAGAGCCCCGAGCAAUCCCUUCUCGCCCUUUUCACUUUUCAGAUCCAGCCAGCCAGCCAGCCAUCCCACUCCGCACCGCAUUCCUCGCAGUGGCAGAGCUUGCAGCGGUGGUCUCUUCCCCUUCCUCCUGUCUCCUCCUCGCUCGAUCUCCUCUCCCAAGCAGCGAGAAGCGGAUGGGGAGGGCGCCGUGCUGCGAGAAGGUGGGGCUGAAGAAGGGGAGGUGGACCAAGGAGGAGGACGAGGUCCUGGCGAGGUACAUCAAGGAGCACGGGGAAGGAUCGUGGAGGUCACUGCCCAAGAAUGCCGGGCUGCUGCGGUGCGGGAAGAGCUGCAGGCUGCGGUGGAUCAACUACCUGCGGGCGGGUCUCAAGAGGGGGAACAUCUCGGAGGAGGAGGAGGACAUGAUCAUCAAGCUCCACGCCACGCUUGGCAACAGUUUCAUUCUUCUUUCUUCUCCCCGCAGGUGGUCCCUGAUCGCCGGUCACUUGCCCGGUCGAACAGACAACGAGAUCAAAAACUACUGGAACUCGCACCUGAGCAGGCGGGCGGCCGACUUCCGCGACGGCGUCGUCGUCGACAUCGACCUCAGCAAGCUGCCCGGCGGCGGGAAACGGCGCGGCGGCCGGGCCAGCCGGGGCGCCGUCGUGGCCGCGGCCAAGGAGAAGAAGGCCAAGGAGAAGGACGACAGGGGCAAUAGCAAGGUCGCAGAAGCGGAGCAGCAGCUCAGGGACACGGAGGACGACGACGGCGGCAGCGUCUCCACGCCGAGGCCUCAGUCUGAUGACUGCGGCACCGCCCAGAGCGAAGAGGAGCAAGCGCAGGCCAGCGCCAGCGGCCUGACAUCCGAUGGGCAUGGGCCCGAGGAGGAGGAGGAGGAGGACCCGCUGGCUCUGAGCGAGGAGAUGGUGAGUGCGCUUCUGGCCCCGGAAAGCCCAAAGCUGGAGGUGGGCCCCGAUGGCUCGUGCAUGGACAGCUACAGUGGCCCUCCGUCAGGGGAAAGCGGCUGUGGGUCCAGUGGGCCUUCUGGCGACGUGGCCCAGGACCUGGACCUAGACGACGACAAGGCCAUCAUGGACUGGGACUUGAUGGGGCUGGACAUCUCGACCGCCGGUGACAUGUGGGACCAGCUGGUGUGGGACUACGACGAAACGUUGGUCACGGAACCGGAAGGAGGGGAGGAAGGGCACCAGCAGCAGGACGAUGUCAUGUCAGACCUCUUCUUCCUGGACAAUCUCUAGGAGGUGCGAGGAUAGCAUGGGCAUGGCUGCCGUGAUGCUUUAUGCUUUUUAAUUUGAUCCGGUACUUGUAGGUUUUUGGGUGUGUUCAGUUCAGAGAUGAGUGGCGGUGUCAGAGACGAGAUAAGGGGAGUGCUCCAGUGACAUCUUUGUUUGCUGGCCGGAUCUCACGAACCCGUAGAAUGGCAAGAAUGUAGAAAAAUAAGCACGCAAUAUCACUUGGAAACCUUUCAUCAGUAGAGCCUGUCUAACAUCUACAGACGGAGAAAUGCAAAAAAAAAAAAAAAAGGUUGCUGGGAUUGCCAUAGUCUGCUAAUCCUUAGGUCUUUUCUUUUGACAAACACGAUUGCUUUAUUAAUUGAUUCAAGUCAUGAUUACAAU